Temnothorax curvispinosus is the source of this 2530-nucleotide messenger RNA. It is a transcript of the gene Tmep, whose product is annotated as transmembrane protein 184B. The coding region runs from base 659 to 1819 and encodes 386 amino acids. The record is from RefSeq and is a predicted model, not a curated record. The transcript is spliced from 6 exons. NCBI's taxonomy places the organism in Eukaryota, Metazoa, Arthropoda, Insecta, Hymenoptera, Formicidae. Gene Ontology annotation, biological process: transport. Gene Ontology annotation, molecular function: transporter activity.
CUCGGCGGCGAAGGGUUGGCGGUUGGCUCGCUCGGGGAAAAACAGGUUCGCGUACCGUGCGUUUUCGCGUCGCUCGAUCUCGCGAUCGCCGACGCCGACGAAUCUCGCGAAAGGGAGACAACGAUCCGCCGUCCGGUGCUCUCCCCGAUCUCUUCCGGAGCAGUGGGCAGCGGUACGCGUCGGGAGAGCGCUCUCGGAAGUGGACGAUAUACAGCUACUCCAUCCGCGGACGGAGAGUGCCGCGAGCGCGGGAGUGCGCGAGUGCGGGCAGCAGAAGUCGCGAGUGGAACGAUUCGCGGAGGAGCGACUAAUUCCGCAUAUAGUUGCGUUUAUGUACGGUGUGUUUGUGCGUCGCCCGUAAACGGCGGACGCCGUCUUCCGCGGCCUGGCUGAGAUCGCGGCCGACUUCAGGUCUUCAGGUGGCCCGCGAAGCGCGUUCGAGGCGCGCGAUUCACCGACAAUCGCCAAUAAUAGAGAGAGGCUGGCAGCUGCUGUCGUCCCCGCGUCGAAAGGCGGACGUCGUGACAGCGGGAGCGAGGCGACGUAAACGGGACAGCUCGCGGGGAGAGGGAGCAGAGGGUACGCCGAGCGUGCGUAUGCUGCAAAAUCUGGAGAGGACUUCGCGAAUGGGGGCACGGUGCCACCAGCAGGUUGACGUAUGAAUGGUGUCGGGGUCACAGGGACGCACGCCACGUACGUGAAUCCACUUGACAAGAUGUCAACGACCACCGACGUCAGCGACUUGGCGGCGGCGGCGGCGGAUCUCCCGAAGGAAGGGACGCCGAUCUUCCUGCAGACCCGCGCGGCCCAGGUCAUCGCCGGGGUGUUCGUGUUCGCGGCGCUUUUCCUCACUUGCCAACAGAUCUACCAGCAUCUAAGGUGGUACACGAAUCCCACGGAGCAGAGAUGGAUAGUGCGAAUUUUGUUCAUCGUGCCCAUCUACGCUAUUUACUCCUGGAUCUCGUUGCUGUUCUUCAACAGCGAGAGCUACUACGUUUACUUCUUCACCGUGCGGGACUGUUACGAGGCGUUUGUUAUAUAUAACUUUCUGUCGCUGUGCUACGAGUACCUAGGCGGUGAGGGAAACAUCAUGUCCGAGAUCAGGGGCAAGCCGAUACGCUCGAGUUGCCUGUACGGCACCUGUUGCCUGGUCGGGAAGACCUACACCAUCGGCUUCCUGAGAUUCUGCAAGCAAGCCACUUUACAGUUUUGCCUGGUCAAGCCGGUGAUGGCGUUUGUCAUCAUAUUUCUGCAAGCCUUCGGUCAUUACAGAGACGGUGAUUGGUCACCCGACGGUGGCUACAUUUACAUCACGAUAAUCUACAACAUCAGCGUGUCGCUUGCGCUUUAUGGGCUGUUUCUGUUCUAUUUCGCUACGAGAGAUCUACUGACGCCGUUCGAGCCUGUGCUCAAAUUUUGUACAGUCAAGAGCGUCAUCUUCUUGUCGUUCUGGCAAGGAGUUCUGUUAGCCAUCUUGGAGAAAGCAAAUGUCAUUUCGCCCGUUAUAAACAGUCUGGGUCAAUCAACGAGCGCUGGUACAGUCUCCGCCGGUUACCAAAAUUUCCUCAUUUGUAUCGAGAUGUUAUUCGCUGCUAUAGCUUUACGUUACGCAUUCCCGUAUCAAGUAUACGCAGCUGGCUGUGUUACUGACUCCAGAGGUAGAAGCGUGACGAUGCAAAGCAUCAGUAGCAGUUUGAAAGAAACGAUGAAUCCAAAAGACAUUAUGACCGAUGCCAUCCAUAAUUUCCAUCCACAGUAUCAGCAGUACACGCAAUAUAGCGCAGACGUUAAUACCAACUUGCCGUACGAAAAGAUAUGACACAGUGAGGCGUCACUUUUUUAAUUUCAAGAAAUUGGACAUCGAUCUUUAUGCGCGACUUUAAAUGAGGAUCGAAAGAUACACGAUACAGCACUAUACUUUGCUUACGGAAUUAUACAAUGCCUUAGAGAUCGGUAUCUGUCCGCAAGGGGUCGAUAAAAAUGAAUUCUCCGCUGAAAUUACAAAAUAAGGGUUGUACUUAAUAUACCAUCGAUAUAUACGUAUUAUAUGCAUAUAAGACCCAUCUAUUUUGCGAUUAACAAACUCUGCUGUAAGAUAGAAGUUAAGCACUUAACAUAAGAGGAGCAUUUAGGAAAGAGGAAGAAAGUAAACGGGAGAGGGAGAGAAUGGCGUAGUUCCACUUCUAUAGGAGAGUGUUGCUCUAUAAUAAGUGUAAAGAAUAAUUAGGAUAUUUAUUAAUAUAUCGUGUCUUUUUUUUUUCUAUAACAUUGUAACUGUCAACUUGAUUUUAUUGCUUUUAUUUUAUAUUCCUACCACAUGGUACCAUGUAGCAUGCGAAUAUACGGUAUGAAACGGCCGGGCAUGUAAAGCACGUCAUUAUGUCCUCUUUCUCAACAGUACUGCAUUUACAAUGGCAGAAUUAUCACAAUCCUAGCUGCUUGCGAUUAUUUUAUUUUUUAUAUUAAUAAUAAAUUGCAUGAAUCGUUUAUAUUGAGCGAUUAUGUCGCAUUAAUAUACAAAAAAAAAUUU